CUAUGAAAUAGGUAACACUAGAUUGGACGUUAUCGCACAUGAAAAAGUAUUCCCUCACAAAAUUUGUUUCGAUAGAAAUAGUUCAACUCUAGUUGUAAACGUGUAAACAGUGUUGUAACUUUCAAUUGACUGUUUCUACCGCAAAAUUAAGCUCAUUAAUUAUGGGGAUUAUUACAUUGUUUCAAGUAUCUUAUGAAACGAAUGUAUCAACAUUAAAGUUAUUUUUAUUAACGUGACGAAAUAACCAAAUGGGAUUAAGAUAGCACCGUACUAUUUUACUGCAAUGUUGUAUAGGUUAUGUUAACUGUCAUCUUUCAGUACAUGCAAAUAGAGUAUGGAGAAAUCCAUAUUAUUGUGGCGAAAUGAUAGUCGAGUGUUGAUUACUUUCUGUGAUGAGCCAAAUGCUGCAAUUUCCAAAUUGGUCACUAUUAAUGAUUAUGUAUUCAUAGCGACAACAACCUGUGAUCUGUAUUAUGGAGAAGUCAAAAUUACAAAUAAUUCACCCUCUGUUGUGUUUAACCGAACAGAUUUUCAUGCUACUGAUAUAUCUUCUAAUUCAAAAUACGUAUUUGUUGUAAAUCCAGAAGGUCAUGUUCUAAAAAUAAAUCCUAUUGAUCUUACCAUUGUUGACACGAUAAUCUUAAAAGAGGAAUUAAGACAAUGCAUUCAUGGGAAUGUAGAAGAAGAAAAUAUUUUAAAAGUAAGAUCAAUAGAUGUGAAUGACGACGCAGCACUUUUUGUGACGCAGAAUGGACAAUUAUGGGCUAGUGGAAAACAACCUCAAAUUAAUGUAAAUACUGUACAGCCAAAGAAAGUUAUAUUUUUUGAAAAUCACCAUGUUUUUCAAGUUGCUUGUGGGUUUAACUUUCAAAUUGCACUUACAAGAAAAUCUUUAACGUCCACUGAUGAUGAUUCUGAUAGUGAAAAAAACCCUGAGCAGGACGUAAUUAUAAGUUCAUGUCCACAGUGUGUAAUCAAUAUGACAAAUAUUCGUGCAAGUAUGGAAUCUUCAAAUACUAGUGCCUUAGAAGUUUAUGCCCAACAAAAAAAAACUGUAAAUAAUUCCCAUACUUUAUCGCUUGAAAAUAAACCACUAGAAGCUAUUUCUUCUCCAAAAGAUCUACUUAAUUCAGAGAAUUCAUUUUUGGACAGUGAUGAACAUUCAAGUAGUUUCACAGAUUCUGGUAAGGAAGAAAAGAAGAACUUAAUAUUUAUUAAAAAUGAAUCUGCACAACAAUUUCUAACACGACAAUUAUCAUGGGUAUCGUCCUAUAAAAAUGUUGGAGAAGGACUGCUGGCUGAGUGUACAGAUAGACCUACUAGAUUGAUAAAACAAAAUGUUUCAAACAUGGCUUAUUACGUACAUCAAGCAAUCCAUGACAGUGUAAAAACUGUAUCCAAGCAUAUAAGUGGAAACUCUAAUAACCAUGAUGUUUGCAAUGAUGGUAAAAACUUUGAAGUGCUUGAAUUGGAAGAUACAACACUCAAAAACAAAACUUCGAACAGUUCUUGCUAUGAUGAGCUUUUCUCAAGUACAGAAUCAUCGGAAUAUGAUUUGUCAGAACAUAAUUUACAAGAAGGGAUUAAUUUAUUAGUUCAAGCAGGAAAAAGCAUAUUAGUUUCGGAAUUGUGGAUUUGGGGCAGCAAUCAACAUGGACAAUUAGGGACUGGUGAUAUGAUACAAAGAGACAAACCAAUUUCAGCAACAAAAUUUCAUUAUAUGGGAAUCACAAAGGUUGUCUCUGGCCAUUAUCAUACAAUUGUACUUACCUUAGAUGGUAGAGUAUAUCAUUGGGGUAGAAAUAAUUCCAAACAAGUAUCAACAGAUUCCCUUUCUUAUCAAAGUUCACCUCAGUUAUUUGGUAAAUCCUCAACUUCGCGAGAAAGAGUUGUAGCUGUUGAUAUAGCUGCUGGAGACAAACAUAGUUUAAUAAUGUCACAUUUGCAAUUACACUUUUUGGGUGAGACAAGUGAGCAGAAAGAAUUCUUCUAUUUGGAUGAUUUAAAAAGUAGCGAGCUUAACAUGAAGCAAAUUAUGUGUUCUGGUAUAUAUAGUUGUUGCUAUGUGACCCUUCAAAGUGUCCAAGAUAUAACAUCAGAACUACAACAGGAACAAAUAUUCUUGGAGGAAAUAGUGACCGUGUAUCAAAACUUGAUAAGGCCUUUUGAAAAAUUGGGUGGUGCAAUUCAUCAAUCAAAUGUUUAUGAAACAGUGUGCAAUAUCUAUACUGAAGUCAUGUGUUUAACAGCUUUAAAUGUUUUAAGUUUACAGAAUUAUUGCAAUCAUAUUUGCGAAUCUUAUGAAAUAGCAAUAGUUGCAAAUAUUAAGGAACACAUUACUGUAUACAAGUCAUAUAUAAAAGCAAUAUGUGAUAUCAUUGCUUUAGGUGGUUUUAUGCAUAUCGCAAAGAUAAUUAGUGUUUCUCAAACAUUGUCGAAUUUAUUCUAUGAACAUGCUAAAGAUUCUAGUGGUAUAAAAAACAAUAAUGAAUUAAUCAUAUUAAUGGCCUUACAAUAUCCAUUAUGCGCCCUGAAAAGGUAUGAAACUCUAGUACAAAAAUUAAGUGACUGUAACCAAUUGAAAGAAGCGGUUGAACCACUUCAUGAAGCCUAUAAUAAAUGGAAAAAGAUUUGUUAUGAACAGAGAAAACGCCAGAAAGAAGCGGAGGCAACAAAAGUAUUUUGGGAAAAUUCAGAUAAGUUAGUUCAACCAUUUCGAUUACCUAACAGGCGUCUCGUUAGAGAUUCACAUGUGCAUCCCAUAUGGCUUCUCAGUGCAGGACGAUUUUCGUUAUCACACAGAUUUAUUUUAUUUAACGAUCAAUUUCUUCACAUUACUGGAUCUUGGGUGUCCGUUCUGCCUUUAAAAACAUUAUGGGUGGAACCCAUACAGGACACUGAUUUACUACAGAAUGCAAUAUCAGUUAUUACACCUGAAGAAAAUCUCACAUUAUACACGUCCUCGCCCGCUGAACGUAGCGAGUGGCUGCAAGCAUUGCAAAGAACUAUUCAAUGUCAUCUAGGAUCAAUAGUUCGUUACUCUCCACUAAUCGUGCGAUCCAGUUCAUUCUAUUUCACUAAACACAGUGUUUUUAAAAAUGCAAAAUUUACCGGUCGUUGGGCAAAUGGUAAACCACAUGGAACAGGAAAACUUGAAUGGGCGGAUGGCACAACAUAUGUAGGAGAAUUUCAUAAAGGAGUAAUGCAAGGAAGUGGCAAAAUGGAAAUACCUUCGCAAAGUACCUACGAAGGGCAAUGGCAAGAUAAUAAACAAAAUGGAUAUGGUAUAAUGAAGUAUAGUAACGGGGAUAUUUAUGAGGGAUAUUUUAAGGAUGGACUGCCACAUGGUCACGGUAUUAGAAAAGAAGGUUCUUUUACAUCUUCAAUUGCGUCCAUAUAUAUCGGUGAGUGGGUAGCUGGGAUGAAACAAGGCUACGGAGUUAUGGAUGAUAUCAUGACAGGUGAGAAAUAUUUGGGUUCUUGGAGUAACGAUAUGAAACAUGGCUGUGGAUUAAUUGUUACAUUAGAUGGCAUUUAUUAUGAAGGGAUAUUCAUGCAGAAUGUUCUUACGGGAUAUGGAAUUAUGGUCUUUGAAAAUGGUUCAUAUUAUGAAGGAGGAUUUAAGUCAGCAGGUGUAUUUUGUGGCAAAGGUACCCUGAGAUUUAAUAGCGGUGUCAGCAUAGAAGGCAAUAUGAAUGGCAUGUGGAAUGAAGGAAUAGAAGUGGCAGCCACUUUACGUAUGAAUGCAUAUGAUAAUAGCAAAAAUACCGACAUGAAACCUCCGUCUUUCGGAAAACUUUGCGUGCCACCUGAUAAAAAAUGGAGGUCUAUAUUUCAUCAAUUAUACGAACAAUUGGGAAUUUCAGAAUGUAACGGUAAAGAUAUUUCUAACGAGACAAAUAUCACACAAUCUAAUAAGGUGUGGCAAAAUGUUGCCGUUUUUAUGUCAAAAUCGUAUCAGAGAACUGUGUCAAAGAACUGCUCCAUUCAUAGUCCGCAAAAUAAGAGAACAGAGUCGACAGAUGAUCUAAAUAAAAUCCCUUGUUUUGGAAGUGAUAGGUUAACCUUUGACAGUUACGAACAAAUAAACAAAUACUUAACAAGAGCUUUUGAAUGCACCCAUCAUCCAUUGGGGACGCUAUUAACCGAAUUGACUACAGUAUACACGGGAACAUAUGGUGGAGUGAGGGUACACCCUUUAUUAUUAACGCAUGCCGUGUCUGAACUCCAAAGUAUUAUUUCACGAAUGUAUGACGUACUUAUCAUACUUUUUCCAAUAUUACCAAAAGGAAAUCAAGAGUAUGUAAUCGAAGGGGAGAAAGGAGACAGCAAAAAAAUAAGUGUCUUUGUCAUACUUUGCCCAAUAAUACUUCCUCGGGUGCAUUUUGUCUUGUUCGUGUUGUAUGCAAUGCAUAACAAAGAGGAGAAUGAUACGUACUGGGAAAAAUUGUUAAAAUGGAAUAGGAAGGAUGACUCGACAUUAAUGAGAUUUUUAGAUAUCGACUCGAAAUUUUGGCAAAAUAGUACAGCGAUUAAACAACAUGUACAAGGCAAUGGUAAAGAAUUGUUUUCUGAGGCAGCAGAAACUUUACAGCAAUUAAAGACUACCUUUUCGCCGUUUGAAAAAUUAUUAGUCAUUAAAAGAACAUUUGAGCAGAUAACGCAGGAUGUACAUACGCAAUUAGGUAGUGCAUAUUUAUGGACGAUGGAUGAGCUUUUGCCUGUAUUUACUUUCGUAGUAAUCAGGUCAAGUGUAUCGCAGUUGGGAAGUGAAAUUCAAUUUAUUGAGGAUUUCAUGGAUCCUCAUUUACAAAAUGGGGAAGAUGGAAUCAUGUUUACUACUCUCAAAGCAAGCUAUCAUCAAAUUCUUCGAGAAGUGAAACAUAAUAUUUAAAAUGUUCCAAACAAAGUAAUUCUGUACAAUGGCAUAAUAACAAAACUUCCACUUGAAAUUAUGGUGAUUUUCUUGUGGAUGAACAUUAGAGGUUCAAAAAAUAUUUUAUGAAUGUUUUAAUUAUCGUUGUGAAACGUUAAAUGUAUAAAUUAUAUAUUUAAAAAAUUAAAUACUAUUUAGAAUACUGUUUGAAUACCAAGGUUCAUUUGCUAUUAGUUUUAUCCAACCAUUAUUUUUAAGAGAUCUAAUGCAGUACAUUUUUAAUUAGAAUUGUUAAAUUGUUUAUAAAAUAUAUAUUAUGAAGUAAA
Orussus abietinus is the source of this 5202-nucleotide messenger RNA. RefSeq names its product alsin (gene Als2). Lineage: Eukaryota; Metazoa; Arthropoda; Insecta; Hymenoptera; Orussidae. The record is from RefSeq and is a predicted model, not a curated record. The coding region runs from base 335 to 4894 and encodes 1519 amino acids. The transcript is spliced from 14 exons.